Molecule: messenger RNA, 1345 nt
Organism: Caenorhabditis sp. 36 PRJEB53466
Lineage: Eukaryota; Metazoa; Nematoda; Chromadorea; Rhabditida; Rhabditidae
Source: the annotation of a GenBank genome assembly
AUGGCUCUAUGGACAGAUCCCUCUCGUCAGUGUCUCAUCAAUUGCAUCCGAAAUCGUCCGGUCAUUUGGGACAAGAACUAUACGGGCGAGAGCAAUUACCGUAGUAUAAAAGUACUGUAAAACUACAGCCACCCCUUCGCCAGUCUCUAACUACUCUUUUCCAGAACAAUUCGUUUCGUGAGGUGACGGAUGAGAUGAACAGUUUGUUCCAAAUGUCGGUCAAGUUCACCGUCGAAGACGUCCGAUCGCAGUGGAAGAAUCUGAAGGACACGUUUGUGCGCAAACUUCGAUGGGUCCACGAGGGCAAGUACGUGGAGGACGCGUCGAAGGAGCCGACGUGGAAGUUCUACCGUAUGCUCACAUUUCUGGAUGACAAGGAGGAAAAGCAGUUGGCCGACGACGUGGAGCACACGUACGAGUUGGCUCAGACCGCUCAGAACAACAUUCAAAAGUGAGUGGCCUGAAAACCUUGAUGGCCUAGCAUUCAAUGAAUUUCCUCUUCCAGUUGUCAUCUGAAACAAGACCGUCAGCAGUCGUCGAUGAUGACGGCCACGUCAUCAAUGAUGCCGAUGGGGUACGAGCCGGCGUCCAGUGAGGAGCAAAUGCUGCAAAUGUUCAACGCGCCGCCGGUGCUCGCACAGCAACAACAACAACAACAACAACAACAGGCGCCUUCGCAGCUCCUCGAGCAGCGGAUGGCCACGUGUUCGGCCGAGAUGGGCAAGACUGAGUACAGCCCGCGCAGUCAGAACGGAUCCAGCAGUGGAGUCGAGGAGGAGGAGGAGGACGAGCAGCCCGAGAGGAAGAAGGUGACCUGAAAACGCUCAUCGCGGGCCUGAAAUAAAACCUAAUGGGGCUAUUCAGCGUAUGUUUGUUUUCCGUUUCUUUUUUUCGUUUUUUUACACCGCUGAAUUGGGUUUUUUGACGUAAAAAAACGAAAAAAAAACGGAAAAAAUCAUUUAUUUUUCACAGCCUGAAUAACCCCAUAAAUACUUGCCUGAACUGAUUUUCUAUCCUAAAAUUAUCUAUUUUGCCCCCACUUUCCAAGAUAUCACUUCAAAGCCACAGGUGCUGGCCUAAAAAACGCGUGUUCUUCCAGCCGUACCGCCGUCAACCGACGUCGAUUCAACCGAUGCACGUCAUCCAAACGCCGCCGAUGGGCCAGGACGAGUUCGAUCAUUUCGGGGCUCUGGUAGCCUCGAACCUGCGGAGGUAAGCGGCCCGUGUGCCCGAAAAUCGAUAAUUAUAAUUGGGGGCGCACUACAGGUUGUGCGCGGACCAGGGCCGACUGACGGCGAUUCGAGUGCAACGACGCGUCUACGAUGCACUCUUUCUCGAGGAAUAG